Molecule: messenger RNA, 852 nt
Organism: Panicum virgatum (switchgrass)
Lineage: Eukaryota; Viridiplantae; Streptophyta; Magnoliopsida; Poales; Poaceae
Product: adenylate isopentenyltransferase-like
Exons: 1
Coding region: 1-852 (283 amino acids)
Biological process (GO): cytokinin biosynthetic process; tRNA modification
Cellular component (GO): mitochondrion
Molecular function (GO): tRNA dimethylallyltransferase activity
Source: RefSeq, a predicted model, not a curated record
AUGUCGAUGUUGUCGAUUAAGCCAGUGGUGAUCAUGGGUGCUACUGGUACAGGCAAAACCAAGCUAUCAAUUGAUGUAUCCAAGGUGAUCAGCGGUGAAGUGGUAAACGCCGACAAGAUGCAGAUCUAUUCUGGCCUUGACAUCACCACCAACAAGCUCUGCCUAAAUGAUCGACAUGGUAUUCCCCAUCACCUCAUCGGGGCCAUUUCGGCAAUUACCGAUGAUGUUUCUAUAUCUCUCUUCCGAUCUGCUGCGACCAAAAUUACUGAGUCUAUUGUUAGGCGGGGUCACACACCAGUUCUGGUAGGUGGAUCGAACUCACUAAUCCAUGGAUUCCUUGUUGACAAGCUUGAUGCCUCCCUCAUUGACCCUUUUGUAGUAGAGAGUUACCGACCAACUUUAAGGUUUGAAAGCUGCCUUCUAUGGAUCCAGUGUGAUGAGUUAGUCCUCAAGAAAUACCUCAGUCGUCGGGUUGAUGAUAUGGUUGAUGCUGGUUUGGUCAAGGAACUGAAAGAAUAUUUUGAUUCUGUAUCAAUUCAUGAGUCUGUUGGUUACAGCGGCCUGGCUAGGGCAAUCGGUGUGCCCGAACUAAGAGAGUAUUUUGCGGGACGCAAGAGCCUCUGUGAUUCUAUAAAAGAGAUGAAAUCCAAUACACAAGCUCUCGCAGAAGCGCAGAUCGCAAAGAUUAGACAUAUUGUGGAUAUUUGGGGUUGGCCUGUCUAUUCUCUCGAUGCCACUGAAACCAUAUGCUCGCAUAUCACUGGAUCAAACCAUACUGCCACGACCAUAGCAUGGGAACGCGAUGUGCGCCGCCCUGCACUAACUAUUAUAAAUGAGUUCUUGGGUAGGUGA